This is a messenger RNA of Arachis ipaensis, 3005 nucleotides long. Its product is annotated as DNAse I-like superfamily protein. The record is from RefSeq and is a predicted model, not a curated record. Gene Ontology annotation, molecular function: 3'-5'-RNA exonuclease activity. NCBI's taxonomy places the organism in Eukaryota, Viridiplantae, Streptophyta, Magnoliopsida, Fabales, Fabaceae.
UACAAUGAGACGCACUCCUUCGCCGAACCAUCUGCUCGCCGCCGCCGUUGCCGCCGCCGACGCCACCUCAACAGCUGCCCUCACUACCACCUUAAUUAUGUCUUCGUGCCACCAUUACCGAGGACGUGGGAGAGGAUUCUCCGGGCGCUCCUACUCCAGUGGGAGAGGACAGAACGUUACUGGCGACGAUCACUUCCGGUCAGUACGCGACACCAAUUUGGGAAUCCGGCGAGGAGAGAGAGGAAGAUUCUCGAACCAAACACCAUCGCAGCAGCAGCAGCAGUAUCAGAAUCAGUCUUAUCAUAGGGUUCCUCCGCCGCCGCAGCUUCAGAAUCAGUCUUAUAAUAGGGUUCCUCCGCCGCCUCAGCUUCAGUAUCAGUCUUAUAAUAGGGCUCCUUCGCCGCCUCAGCUUCAAAACUGUCAAUUUCGCCACCCUGCGCCGCAGUUUCGGCCACCGCCUCCGCAGUAUGAUCACCGCAGGCCAGCGUUUCGUCCGCUGCAGAAUCUCCGCCCACGGCCCCCGGACUAUCGAGAGUGGGAACUUGCAACAGCGCCGUCGCCUCCUCCUCAUUGUGAACGGUUUAUAAUUGUGUCCUAUAAUAUAUUGGCUGACUACCUUGCUUUGGACCACCGGAGUAAACUUUACUUCCACAUACCACGACACAUAUUGGACUGGCAGUGGAGAAAGAAGAAUCUAAUUUUUGAGCUUGGUUUGUGGUCAGCUGAUAUCAUGUGUUUACAGGAGGUUGACAGAUUUAAUGAGUUGGCCGAGGAAUUGAAGCUCAAGGGCUACAGUGGCUGCUGGAAGAUGCGUACAGGCAAUCCAGUUGAUGGAUGUGCAAUCUUUUGGCGAACAUCAAGGUUCAAUUUGUUAUAUGAAGAAUGCAUUGAGUUUAAUAAGCUGGGACUUAGAGAUAAUGUUGCACAGAUAUGUGUACUAGAGUUCAAAACUCAAAAUGGAUCUGUCCCGUCAAGCACGAAAGGUUCAAGUAAAGUUGUGGUUUGUAACAUUCAUGUGCUUUAUAAUCCUAAUAGAGGAGAAAUUAAGCUUGGCCAGGUCAGAGUGCUAAUUGAUAGGGCUAAAGCUGUUUCUGAACUCUGGAAUAAUGCUCCUGUUGUUAUCUGUGGCGAUUUUAAUUGCACCCCUAAGAGUCCUUUGUACAACUAUAUCUCAGAACAGAAGUUAGAUUUGUCUGGAAUAGAUAGGAAUAAGGUAUCAGGACAAGCUUCUGCUGUAAUUUGUGCAUCAAGAUUUUAUGGUCCUAAUUCAAGAUCUGCUAAUGGUUCAGUUCAGACCGCAUCUAAUGGGGGUGACAAGGAAGUUAAUAUUGAACAAAAUAAUUCUUUGUCAGACAUGCAGAAUCCAGAUUCCAAGAGUAACAGUUCAGAGAAUCAAUUUUCUGACACUAUUUCGCAUAUGCCUGAUAAGUCUCUGACAAAUGUGCAGCAUGAUAAGGAGAGUGAUGCAUAUGCAAGAAGGGAUGUACAGGAUACUGCUGUUGAUCAUUGCAAGACUUUUGGUGAAAUUGAAAACAUUGAAGAGUCAAAUCCUACUUAUAGUGAAGAACAUGUAUUGGAUACUGUCCCAAGUUUAAAUCAAGGAGCAUCAAGUGAACAUGUAUCAGAUGCCGUCACUACUUCAAAGCAAGAAUCAUCAAGCAAAAUUUCCAGCUUACAUUUUCCUGAAGGAAAUGGAAAAUUGGAGUCUGAAUGCUCCUCGACGUCUCUCCAGGAAGAUGAUCAUUCUUCCAGGGUCAAUAUAGAUCUUGAGUCGACAAAUAUUCUCAAUGAAGAAAUUUGUUCAACUCCACUAUCCAGCCAGAAUCCAGUUUCUGAUUCUUUUGAAGAACCUGAUACUGGGUGCGGAGAAAGACCAUCUGAUGAGCUUCUCACCAAUGACAAAUUGAACAGCUCAUCAACCUCUGUAGUAGUAGAUAAAUCACAUCAAUCCGCCAACAUUGACUUUCCACUAGAAGAAAAACUAGAGAAAUUGUUCUUUGAUGAGGUAGAUAAAACCAUAGGCAAUGAAAAUAUGGAAGAUGACACGGCAUUCAUAUCAUCCUUUUAUAACACUGAAGAAGGUGUGAGUCUUGAUCUUGGUCCAUCAAUGAAAUCAAAUAUUGAAAAAUCAUAUGAGUUUGAGGAAUCAGAAUCUGCUUCCAACUUGCUGCUUGCAGAAAGCAAUGAAGUGGAUGGUGACUUGUCUUCAAGCUCAGCUUCUGAAUAUGUUAAUGCUGAGAGAACCACUUACAACCCCUCAUUUUGGACCCCAAUGGACAUAGAGACAGCAACAGGAAAUUCAGAGUGCACAUUCCUAGAGCAUCCUUUACCACUCAGGAGCACAUAUACUGAAGCUAUGGAUUCUUCAGGGACCAGAGACCCCCAUGGAGAGCCCCUGGUGACCAGUUAUAAUAGAUGCUUUUUGGGCACUGUUGACUACAUUUGGCGGUCCGAAGGUUUGCAGACAACCAGAGUUCUCGCUCCAAUACCUAAACAUGCCAUGGAAUGGACUCCUGGAUUUCCAACAAAGAAAUGGGGUAGUGAUCACAUUGCCUUGGCUUCAGAAUUGGCAAUCUUAAAAGAUGGUACCCAAGUCCGCAAUGAUGUUUAAUGGCACUUUGAUUCGCCCACCCGGGAGCUUUUUGCUAUUCUGACAUCAGAAGUGGUUCUAAGUCGGGCAAAAUUUUCCACUCUCGGCCAAUUGUUCUUACACAAAGGCAGAGACGAAUGGCAGCCUUAUUUAUUUCUUGGGGUAAAAUUUAUGUAUUAAGUAUAUCGAUGAUCAAGUUAAUGUUGUACAUCUUAAAUGAGUUGCAUGAUUUUGAUAAUAUUGAGUUGUUAGGCAAUAAGUUGAAAUGGAAGGAGCUAAUAUUUUGUAAGAUUUAUUUUUGUUGGUGAAAUGAAUGUGCCACAUAAUCACAUCGUAUGGACUAAAUUGCAUGAUUACUACAAUGUGAUCAAAUGGAAGGAUUGCGGGGCUUGUUCUCCUGAUCUCAUUACUCCUU